ACACGAUAGUAUCAAAUAACGAAGCGUUCUAUUACGAAUAUUCAAUUCAAGUACCUAUUCUACGACAAUGAAUACAUUCAGUUCAUACAAACCAUACUUCGACCAUUCGACGAUAAAGUGAAUCAACAUUUUACUCUUAUAUUUUCUCGAUGAAUUUGCUACGGAUUUCACUCGCCAGCUUAUCGAUUUUUUUGCUGAUUGAAAAAACCAACUCAUCGAAGGAACUUACGUUGCUCAAAGAGCGGCAAAAAACUCCAUUGGCAGUAAUAAAAAAAUACCACUCAUCAGAGCUAGAACUUGCCAUACCCCACAAAUAUAAAAACAAUAAGCAGUACGUGGGUUAUUAUUACAACGAUCCCGAAGACGAUAAUGACCCAAAAGGAAAAUUGAUGACAGCAUGCCCCACAUUUCUUUACGUAAAACAUGUACACAUAGGUGGUACACCAGAAGUCACACAUGAACUGAUUAGACCAUCGAAUCAAAGAACAUUGCUGGAGCUGCAUGAUUAUAAAACUCGUGAUGCGAAAUGUUUGCUUGAUCUCAUACCUUCGAUUAGAAUAUUUGAGAAGAAAAGUAUCGAAGCAGCGAUGAGAUAUUGUAGCAAAUUACAAACUGAAAUGUACGAAGUCGGAUAUCGAGUGUCCAAAAACGCACAAAGAACGGAUGUUCAGUUUUUACCAGUGUAUAAAAUAUGCUAUUCAAAGGUGAAAGGUAAAGAAGCUACACUGUAUUCAAUUCAUCGUAUCGAGUCACCAAGUUUGCUGCUCCUGAAUCAAAUAAAAGAACUUCCCGACCUGAAUCCUUUCAAUGCCUAUCAACAAUCUAUUCUAGAUACAAAUCUCAGCACAAAAAAAUCAUUUGCAAGCAAGAAAUACUACGCAUAUCAAUUCGUUGGAACUGACGACAUGCCAACCGGAUCAUGGGAACCAACAACUGAGUUUCUGUUCAAUUACACUCCCAUCACAAAAAAUGCAGAUUUAUUCAAAGGCAUGAUAAGAGCUGACUUCUAUAUCAGACUGUAUAGUAAAAAAAACAACAAACCACUGACUCUGUACUAGGGUGCGGCCCAAUUGUAUGAAAAAAUAAUUGUUUUUAAAUUUUCAACGGCACUACCUCAAAAAAGUUUCCUUAGACUGUAAAAAUACAGAAUCCAAAAUUUGAGUGAUUUCCAGGAAUAUUUAGAGGUCGCUCAAUGCCCAUUUGUAAGGAACGAGGGUCGCGCGCCCGAACCUACAACAUUUCCACCAUAGUACCGUGGACAACGCGACGUGUUCAGCCUCACGCAGUCGCGCUCAAUGUUACAACUCCUUUCAAUCACUUUACACAACGAAUGAUACGUUAGCUCAUCUUUUCCUAAUGUCAGGGCUGUACAAAAAAAUAUUUAAAAAAGAAAAAAAUUAUUUGAAACGUUUUUACUCGUUAAAAAUAAAACGUAUUCAAAACGCGUUUUAAAUAACUUUUAAACGAAAUUUUGGAGUUCUUUUUUUCCUCAAUUUCUUUUGUGCUUAGUGAUUCUGAUGCUACGAGUUUUAAUGUACAUUGUAUAUUGUGUAAUUCUUCCAAUAAAGUAUUAAGUUGCACAUAUCCUACAAGUUAGGUACUAUUCUGUGUAAGUAUCUUAUACCUCAAAUCCGCACAAAACGAAAAACCGUUAUAAAAGUUCCUGGCCGUAAUUUAUUCUUCACAAAGUAUCAGAAAUUCAUAUUGUGCUUAGAAAAUUGAAAAAUAUACAUGAUGCGCAAAUAUUUCCUUCAGUACUUAGGUAAUCUUGUUGAGAGAAGUUCGUAACAUUGAGCGCGAGAGGAUACGUCGCGUUGUCCACGUUACUGUGGUGGAACGUAGUGUGCUCGCGCGCGCGACCCUCGUUCCGCACAAAUGGGCUUUGAGCGACCUCUAAAUAUCAAUUUUUCGAAAAACUGUUCAAAUGGUAUUUUUUUUUUAUAGAAUUGAACAAAAUUACGGGUAGUCCAAUUUAUUUUUUCAAACUUUUGUUUUGGGCCGCACCCUACGCAAUACGUAUAAUUCAUAUCUUUUUUUUCUUUUUUGAUGGCUGAUCUACAAUCAUCGUCAUCAGCAUCAACUGGUGCUUGUUGGAAAUUCAGGUUUCGGGCAAAUUCUUUCCACAGCACUCCUGCAUAUCAUAGAAUAUCUCCUCCUCCUCC
Molecule: messenger RNA, 2162 nt
Organism: Planococcus citri (citrus mealybug)
Lineage: Eukaryota; Metazoa; Arthropoda; Insecta; Hemiptera; Pseudococcidae
Exons: 6
Coding region: 150-1058 (302 amino acids)
Source: RefSeq, a predicted model, not a curated record